UAAAGAAAAAUCAAACUUCACAAUCUUCUUCUUCUUCACUUUACCAAAUCGUAUCCAACCAAUCUUAGGGCAACUGUGAAAAUUUUAUUGUCUUCUUCUUCUUCUUCUCGAUACCUUCGAAUCGCAUCUCUAAUAAUAAAAAAGGAAUCUUUCAAUAUUGGGUGGUUCUUCCUUGUCCCGAUUUGUUAAAAAAAUGGCAUCUACGAAUCAGAAUAUAAAAGUAUUGACGUUAGAUUCGUUACCAGUGGGGUUGAGAUUCCGUCCAACUGACGAGGAGCUAGUCCGCUUCUAUCUCCACAGGAAAAUCAACGGCCACGAUGACGACGUAACAGCCAUCCGAGAGAUCGACAUCUGCAAAUGGGAACCUUGGGAUUUACCUGGUUUCUCAGUGAUUAAGACAAACGACUCAGAGUGGUUAUUCUUCUGUCCAUUGGACCGGAAGUACCCAAACGGAAGUAGACAGAACCGGGCAACAAUCGCAGGCUACUGGAAAGCCACAGGGAAAGACCGGAAGAUCAAAUCCGGCAAGAACAGCAUCAUCGGCGUGAAGAGAACUCUGGUUUUCCACUCUGGUCGAGCUCCUAAGGGGACACGAACCAACUGGAUCAUGCACGAGUACCGUGCCACCGAGGAUGACCUCAGUGGCACCAAUCCUGGCCAGAGUCCUUUUGUUAUAUGCAAGCUGUUCAAGAAACAAGACCUGAGUUUAGCUGAUGAAGAUUCAAAGUUGGAUGAAGCUGCAGACCAGGAUGUCUUGUCUCCAACUGGUGCAACAUCUUCCCCUGGUGAGACUAGAUCUCAAGUAUCAGUGGUAGUUAAAACAGAAGACGUGAAGCAUUAUGACAUCGCGGAAUCUUCUCUUGUAGUCUCCAGUGCUUGCGUUGAGGCUACAACCGCCCAGCUUGGAGAUAUUGAUUAUCUGUCUUUUCCGGAGCUGGAGUCACUGAACUACACAAUGUUCUCCCCAUCACACUCUCAACUCCAAUCCGAGCUUGGAUUCUCUCUCAACGCAUUUCAGUCCGGCUUGAGUGACUUUUCAGGGAACCACAGCAACAGCUCCCAGGUUCAGACUCAGUACGGUACAAACGAAGUGGAUACAUAUAUAUCCGACUUUGUGGACUCGAUUCUCGAUCUCCCAGACGACGCAGUUCCAGAGCAGGAAGGGUCAGCGCCACAUCAGAUUGCAUAUGCACAGCACUCGGUAGGUGACAUGAGCAAUGAUGUUUCAAGAACAGGUAUCAUCAAGUUACAGGCUCGGCGGGAACAACCCUCAGGUUGUGCCACUGACUAUAUAGUCCAUGGAAGUGCCUCAAAAAGGUUGCGUCUGCAAAGUAACCUUGAAGGUAUUAAAUCGAAAAGUCUAGAGCUUCAGACUAUCAAGAGGGAGGUUGAGGAGGAUAUGGAUGGAGAAGCCAUGAAGAAGGGGAAGCCAUCAAAGAACAAAACCGGAUUGUUGUUUAGAAAGUUUGUGUCCGUGAGGUGUUCAUCCGGGGGACUUCUUAGGGCGGCCGUAGUUGCAAUCCUGUUCUUGAUGUCAGUCUGCAGUCUAACCGCAGACUUCCGAGCAGCUUCCGUGAUGAUCUGAAAACCAGAACCUUUAUUGUGUAUAUAUAUUGUGCUCGAACCAGGUUCUUUUUUUAUUUGGUUUUGGUUUCAGUUUUCACCUUAUCAGGGACGAGUGUAAGAGGGUAUUUGGUUGUAUACAUGUAUAACGUUAUGAUGAGAUGUUAACACUCUAGCAGCUACUCUGACUCUCUUUAGAGUUCUUGUUACAUAAUUAAGAUUUUUUAAACGCUUUUUUUUUUCCAGUUGA
Messenger RNA from Brassica rapa (field mustard), 1813 nucleotides. RefSeq names its product NAC domain-containing protein 62. The record is from RefSeq and is a predicted model, not a curated record. Gene Ontology annotation, biological process: regulation of DNA-templated transcription. Lineage: Eukaryota; Viridiplantae; Streptophyta; Magnoliopsida; Brassicales; Brassicaceae. Gene Ontology annotation, molecular function: DNA binding.